Molecule: messenger RNA, 1560 nt
Organism: Triticum dicoccoides
Lineage: Eukaryota; Viridiplantae; Streptophyta; Magnoliopsida; Poales; Poaceae
Product: anthocyanidin reductase ((2S)-flavan-3-ol-forming)-like
Exons: 6
Molecular function (GO): oxidoreductase activity, acting on the CH-OH group of donors, NAD or NADP as acceptor
Source: RefSeq, a predicted model, not a curated record
GCCCUCGUGAAGAUGCUGCUGCAAAAGGAAUACACCGUCAAGACGACAAUCAGAAAGUCCGAUGACAUGGAGAAUCACCCCCAUCUCAAGGACUUGCAAGCGCUCGGUCCCUUAGAGGUCUUCCGCACCGACCUGGAGGACGAGGGUAGCUUCGAUGAGGCCGUGGCCGGCUGCGACUAUGCCUUCCUCGUCGCGGCUCCGAUGAACCUCAACGCGGAGAACCCUGAGAAAGAAGUGAUCGAGCUGGCCGUCAGCGGAACCCUUAACGCAAUGAGGUCGUGCGUGAGGGCGGGGACGGUGAAGCGCGUGAUCCUGACAUCGUCAGUGGCGGCUGUUGCCGGCCGGCCCCUGCCACUAGGAGACAGCCAUGUCCUGGACGAGGAGUCCUGGAGCGACGUUGAGUACCUCAGAGUUACCAAGGCCGGCGGCUGGGCCUACAAUGUCUCAAAGGUGCUUAUGGAAAAGGCGGCGCGGACUUUCGCGCAGGACAGCGGCAUCAACCUUGUUACGGUGUGCCCCGCCUUCACGGUUGGCGAGGCGCCGGCGACAAUUGUCCACACCAGCGUCCCCGUUAUCCUUUCUUUGCUGACUGGUGACGACGAGAAGAUUCGCAGCCUGGAACUCGUCGACAGGGCGUCUGGCUCGAUCCCGAUGGUCCAUGUCCACGACCUCUGCCGCGCAAACAUCUUCUUAGCCGAGGAGGAGGCUGCGUCAGGAAGAUAUAUCUGCAGCAGCCUCGACACCAACCUCGCGGAGCUAGCCACCUUCCUGGCCGCCAAGUACCCACAGUAUAACGUCAAUACCGACAGGUUUGGUGGUCGCCCCGAGAAGUUGAGAGUUUGCAUUUCGUCGGCGAAACUCAUCGGGGAAGGGUUUGAGUUCAGGUACAAGGCGUUGGACGAAAUAUACGACGACGUCGUCAACUAUGGAAGGUCCUUGGGAAUCCUUCCGUACUAGCAGUUUAGCAUGCAUGAUGAGCCUCUGUAUUGGUUGGUUGGAUGUCGGAACCAAGCUAAAGUUCAAAUUUGCUUAUACUAGCAAACACUGCCCGUGCGUUGCUUCACGUCGAUUUUAAUCCAUGUAUAAUCUUUUUUUUCAUAUAUACUGAAAUGAUCAAAUACAUAGUGUAAACAUUUGUACACCGAAGACAACAGUAAGGUGAACAUCGAGGCAGCACCGUGAUGCCAAAUAAACCAAAUUUGCUGGGCCGACGCGAGUUCGAGGAGUGCUCUCUGCAAAUGCCGCGGAAGGAGCGUACCAACGUGCAGGUGACUCAGUGUUCCUGUUUCUGCCGCACAAGGAGAAGAUCAAAGGAGGCGUGGCUAUGUUUGAAAGAGCUUGUUGAGCAUGCUGAGUUUGAAGGAGUUCGGCUGGGGUCCACCAGCAGGCGUGACAAUAUUGGCGCGCAAAGUGUCUUUUUUAAUUUCCGGUUGUGUUGUUUUUAUUUUUUCUGUUCAGGAAAAGUGGGUCCGAGUUGUUUAGGGUUUCUGGAGUCACCCAUAUAAAUAAAGGGUUGGCUGCCGGCCAUUGUAUCCUUAGGUUAUGUUUUGAGUUAAGAAA